Molecule: messenger RNA, 4164 nt
Organism: Caenorhabditis sp. 36 PRJEB53466
Lineage: Eukaryota; Metazoa; Nematoda; Chromadorea; Rhabditida; Rhabditidae
Source: the annotation of a GenBank genome assembly
AUGGGUUCAUCCGGAGCGUAUUCGUUUCGAAGGCUCACUCUUGCACAUCUACAUGAUAACAACCCGCCACUGUUCGCCGGUGGAAGACGGAAAAGUUCGGCGACCGCGCAGCCGAGACCUUCUAUUACUUCUGCUACUGUCGGAGUCUUUGACCCGUCCGUACCUUACUAUCACUACCGAAGACCCCCUAGCCGGCCUCCGAGCAGACCCCCCAGCAAACCGCCAAGUAAUCGGAACUCGGCGGCUCUCAGUCGGCAUAACACAGUCAGAUCUCAUCAAUUCGCAUUCUACGAUGGUGAGUCUUAUGUCAGAUAGCGCUUGAUUGGCGCAAACCGAAACAAUUCAUUCAUUUUCUCACGUGUUGACAUGUUAUUCAUCUUUUCAUCGCAUCAUUAGUGGCCUUUUCGCGGGCCCCAUCCGACGCUCCUCAUCCGCUAUCCGUUUUCACCCAUCACUAUCACUCAACCUUGGUCGAUGGAGAAAUUUAUUUGUUUAUGUGCGUACAAAACUAUGAAGAGUUGAGCGAUAGGAGGGGUGAAUUCCGGUGGCAGGAUACGAGAUUCUUCUUUUUUCAAACGAUUCAGAACAUAAAAGUUUGAUAGUUGGAGGAUGGAAGAAGAGGCCGCUCCUCUUUUAUGUGAGCCAUGAAAUUCGAUGCCUUCUGUUUAUUACUGGAUGAUCCUUGAUUUGAUUGGGGGGAAAAGUGACAAAUCCUGACAGAACUCAUAAGAGAAGGCCACGAACCCGCGAAUUUAUAAAAUUCUAGGCAAUUUCUCAAAAAUCAGAUGUCGGACUGAAAUGAAAACCCCUGUCAGACUGAAAUGAAUUUCAACAGAAUAUGACACAUUCACCUGUGGCGUCAUUUUAUUUUCUUUCUUCUCCUCUUGCUCCUUCUCUUCUUCAAGACAAUUGAAAUGAAAAAAAGGAUUUGGUGGUGUCUUGCGUCUCACAACAAAACUAGUAAAGAGGGAGUGUUUAGAUGAGGCCCCGGGAUCGGUGCCGCAACCUCUUCUCGCGUUUCGUAUUUCCUUUCUCGUUGGCCGCCCUCCGGAUAUCUGCAAUUGCCAACACAAUCGACACCCGCCCUCCCACCUCCACCGUCAUCGACUAUUUUUGAAACUUUUGAGAGCGCCGCCCGUAGUUGGUAGUUGAGCAACUUUUGCCAAAAGCACUAGUUCGUCCAUAUUUUUCGCCCUAUUAGUCGUGUAAUCAAUCCGACGACGGAUCCGACGGAUCAAAUGACUAGUUCGGGUUAAUUUGGCCGUGCCAUCUGCCCGUUGGCCCCCUUCUCACUUUUUGUGCCCCGACCACUAGCACCAGCACUCCAAACUCUGAUGGGAUCGUUGGGAGUCGGACGUAUAUUUCAAGUUGUUCAAAAACCACAAUUACGUCUUCCGCUUUCCGAUUUAGCUUUUGUCUCCUCCCUCCCCGAACACUGUCUUCCGCCACUUUUCAGAGGUAAGUCAAGGACUCCUAAAUGUUGUGAAUCUGUAUUAAGAGGGGCAAAUUUGUGGGUAAAAAACAAGGAAAACAAUGUCCCAAAAGACGUUGUCCGAUUAGAUUAACGAAAGGGAAUUAUAGUGCUCACUCAUCCUGGUCCCUUCCUCCCACUUCUUCUUCCUCAGCUAACCAAUACCCGAUUUCAGAGAACAUUGGUCGAGUGAAAUGGGAAGAAUAUAAUCGAAGAGAAGGUAUUGAAGAUGUGCCGGAGCAGCCUAUUGUGGUGCGGGUGCCGAUUUGGAGGAGGAUAUUGAAAGUAAUCCGAAUUCCCAUCAGAAUAAGAGUUCUAUUUUGAUGUUUAGCUCUUAAAAAUCCUUCUACCUCAUGUCGGUCUCAAUGUUCUCUUAUUAUCGUAUAUUGCCAUGGGAGCAACGAUUUUCAUUUGGUUAGAAGCUGAUCAUGAACUGGAAGGCAGAAAGGUCAGUUUUGCCUUAAAGCAGGCCUGUCACUGAUGAAUUAGUGCUCAAACUACUUAUUCUAUUGCAUGAAGCUUAUGAAGUUACACUUUCCUUCGCUCUACUUCAAAAACCCCUUAAUUUUAGUCACUCACAUCAUAAGAUCCACUGAUUUAAAAAAAAGGUCAACUAAGUACUUGUUGGAAAUUAUGUACUUAAUAACUUUGUCAUUCAGCAUUUUAUCCCAAAAUCCGUCAUUCUUGAGUUAUGAUGUUAUGAUGCAGGCCCUAAAUAUGAUUUUUGACAAAAUUGAUGUAACUAGUAGCUUGAGCACCAAUUUUUAAGUGUUUAAUGACAGACCUCACUUAAAGACCAGAGUUUUAGGAUAAGGUGAAACACGUUUUCGGCAUUUACUCCCAAAUCAUCAACGAAACCAUUGCUCUUUCAUCGAAUCGAAGUGACGCGGCAACUGUGGAGAGUCGGAUAAGGCCUCUCUUAGCGACAUUGUCAAAAGCCCACGAGUACGACGAUCGAUUCACAGAUGCGAACCAGCUAUGGACCGGCGAAGAGGAAGGAAUGACCACCAGAUGGACUUUUGCCGCCGCUACCCUUUAUGCUCUUACUGUCAUCACUUCCACUGGCUCGUUACAUAAGAUUCUUUAAAACAAAAUAAAACCACGUUUUACAGGUUACGACCACGUGACUCCUUCCACAGACCCCGGAAGAAUCUUCACAGUAUUUUUCGGACUCAUAGGUAUUCCAUUGAUGUUCAUCACUGCCGCCGACAUUGGAAAGUUCUUGUCGGAAAUUGUUAUCCGGUACGUUUGAAUUUUCAACAAACCAAUUGAACACUUGCAUUUUGUAGAACAUAUGCAAAACUAUUAGCUAUGUGGAAAAUGAUAGCCAAUCUAGUGGAACUGGUUAGGACGCAUUUGUUUGACACCGAUGUGGAUUCGAUUGAUUCUAUGUGAGCACCACUCAAAUUUGUAUUCAUGUUUCUCAAAUUGUUAUUUUAGGGAGCUAAAGAAGAGUAAAAAGCGGAACGCAAGCAGUUUGGAUGACGAAGAGUGCGAGGACGAGGAAGACCGAUUACAAUUGCCUAUCGCCAGUUAUUUCACACUGAUUAUCGGCUACUGUUGUGUCGGAAGUUUGUUGUUCAACACGUUUGAAAAAGGACCUAUCUGGUAACUUUCUGAGAUGACACAACUAUUGUUCUGUUCUUUGCUCAGGUCUUUUAUUCAUGGAGUCUUCUUUUCAUUCAAUACUAUCACUACAAUCGGUCUUGGAAAUAUUCGUGUUCAGCAGCAUUACUAUCUAGCGGUAUGAUUCUUCUUUUUCAGCUGUCGUUUUGAGAAUCUGUUUCAGUUGGCAGUUUCCUAUGUGAUUAUCGGAUUGGCUGUGAUCACCGCUUCCCUGGAUCUGUGCUCAUCUACACUCAAACGGACUUUCACCAAACUUCACUACUUCGGACGCAAGAUUCGUGGUGCCAGACGUGGAUUCGCAAACAUGAGUGAUGAUAUACGAGAAGCUAUGCGAAUAAUUGCUGCCCUCAAAAAGACAAGGUCAGAAUUAACUGUGAACGUUCUGUUUUCUUCUGAAAUCAAUAUUUUUUAGACCUUCCAAAGACCGUAUAACCCUGGAAGACCUGAAACGUUUUCUGGAAGUCCAGGAGCACUUGCUCCGUCAACCCUACGUCCCUUACAAUGUGCACUUGCUGCGAUGGAUCGAAGACAAUGUUGGUCCGCAGAUGGUAAAAACAUACGAGAUUUAUUGAUAUCUGUGAACUUCUCAGAGUGUUUCGUACUUUGCUUAUUCAUAUUUUUAUGCACUUUAGUUUGUCUGAAAUGUUGUGCACGGAAUUGUAACGGAAGAGCACAUUUGAGUCCAAAUUGAACAUUGUUUCAGAAAAAUGAGUUUUCCAUAGCGGAACAAGUAAGUUGAUGCUAAAAAAACCGUGUCAAAAGGCUGAAGUUUUUGUGUCAAAACGUGUUUCUCUAUCAUUUCGAAUUAGAGCCACAUAUUUUUUAUUGAGUUUGUUUUUAUUCAAGUCAGCCUCUUGCUUUUCCUUCUCGAUUUUCUAGCCUACAUAUCAUUUUGCAUCCGCAGACGUGAUCUCGAUUGUUCUUGCCAUUCACAUGUAGUAUUUCGGAAAUGUCUCAUUUUUCAGUACGCUCAAUACAUGGAUGACGUGUCGGGUGGAAAAACGCCAAUGUCGCCGUCGCGGCUCUCCCACAAAAUGUCUUCCAGUGACCCGAUGCUCUUUUUCUGA